Molecule: messenger RNA, 528 nt
Organism: Geodia barretti
Lineage: Eukaryota; Metazoa; Porifera; Demospongiae; Tetractinellida; Geodiidae
Source: the annotation of a GenBank genome assembly
AUGAUCUCGGGCGGGGGAGUGGUGAUGGGCGACGCCAUGGCCGAGACGGUGGCGCUGGCCGAGCGCCUCGGCUGCCCCGUGGUGAACAGCUACCUGCACAACGACUCGUUCCCGGCGUCGCACCCGCUGUGGUGCGGGCCGCUGGGCUAUCAGGGCUCCAAGGCGGCCAUGCGCCUCAUCUCGCGGGCCGACGUGGUGCUGGCUCUCGGCACCCGCCUCGGCCCGUUCGGCACCCUGCCCCAGCACGGCCUCGAGUACUGGCCGACCGAGGCGCAAGACGUGGGCAUCUGCGGCGACGCCGGCGCAGCCGCGGCCGCCAUAACCCGGCGUCUCGCGGGCCGUGAGCUGGCCUGCGAUGCCACCCGGACCCAGCGGGCCGCCGACAUCGCCGCCGACAAGGCCGAAUGGGAGUCCGAACUCGACGACUGGACCGAGGAGACCGACGACUUCAGCGUGGACAUGAUCAAGCAGGCUGCGGCCGAGUCCCGACGACUGGAUGCACCCCCGCCAGGUGCUGCGCGAGCUUGA